Messenger RNA from Candoia aspera, 1949 nucleotides. RefSeq names its product ras homolog family member H (gene RHOH). Gene Ontology annotation, molecular function: GTPase activity; protein kinase binding; GTP binding. The record is from RefSeq and is a predicted model, not a curated record. The transcript is spliced from 2 exons. Gene Ontology annotation, biological process: establishment or maintenance of cell polarity; engulfment of apoptotic cell; cortical cytoskeleton organization. Gene Ontology annotation, cellular component: cytoplasmic vesicle; cytoskeleton; cell projection. The coding region runs from base 610 to 1185 and encodes 191 amino acids. NCBI's taxonomy places the organism in Eukaryota, Metazoa, Chordata, Lepidosauria, Squamata, Candoiidae.
AAAUGGCUACAGGCAUGACAUUGUCACCUCCUUUCCUUCCCCAUCAAGUCUGGGCAGACUUGCUCUGAUUGUCUCGAUCACACUGAGACAUGCAUAACCAGCCACCGGGAAAUCCACACAAGCAGAGCUGUGAAGCUCCAGGAAACUGACUCAGGCUGACGCCUUUACUUACCUCUUUUUCCUCUUGCACCAGCUGCUGCUGCUCUGACUAGUAGAGCAGUUGAGGCUCCUGAACUCCAGUGGUGCUUUUUGAAAACUAGCUUGCUUCGUUGGAGUUUCUUUGCUCUUGGAGGUUAAAGAUAGCCAUCCACUGUCAUUAAGAAGAAAAUAGACCAUGUGUUUUCUUUAUUGCUUUCUCACGAAAAUACACUGCUAUCAACGUUUGCAAGUGAUCUUGUUUAGCAGCCUCUAACUGGAAACUCCUUUGACUCAGUGAAUUGUGGAAUUGUGGGGAAAGACAGCAAGACAUUUUGAUUUUUUGAGAGAAAUGUCACAAGUCACCGUAGCAACCUAGAUGGGUUCUUUCUGAGUAGCAUUCCCAGGAGAAACCCCCAUCCCCCAGGAAUAGUCUCUGCAAAUUCCAUUUGAGAAGGAGCAAACUGUGAGGAAAUGUUGGAUUCUGUCAAAUGUGUUCUGGUGGGCGAUGCUGCUGUGGGGAAAACAGCCCUGCUGCUGCGCUUUAUUUCGGAGACAUUUCCGGAUGCUUACAGGCCAACUGUUUAUGAAAACACAGGAGUUGAUGUUUUCCUGGAUGGCAUCCAGAUUAGUUUAGGCCUUUGGGAUACUGCUGGCAGCGACUCUUUCAAAAGCAUUCGUCCUCUUUCCUAUCAACAGGCUGAUGUGGUAUUAAUGUGCUAUUCGGUGGCCAAUCACAGCUCAUUCCUAAGCUUAAGGAACAAGUGGGUGACAGAGGUCAGAACCCACUUGCCUCGAAUCCCAAUUUUAGUGGUGGCUACCCAGACUGACCAAAGGGAUACAGGUCCUCAUAGCGCAGCCUGUAUCAGCCCAGUGCAUGGCAAACGACUGGCCAAGGACAUCAGAGCUAAGGGUUAUGUGGAAUGCUCAGCCCUCACCAAUCGAGGAGUUCAACAGGUAUUUGAAUAUGCUGUCCGGACAGCAGUAAAUCAAGCAAAAAAACGAUCAAGAAGGAAUAUUUUUUCAGUUAAUGAAUGCAAAAUUUUUUGAAUGCCACUCUGCAUCAAUUUCUGCCUUCAUGUCACUGAAUGAUUUCAACAUUGAAUGAAGAACAGCAUCCCAUUUUCUUAGCAUUAGGAUGGGCCAUUCAGCAUUGGCAUCUGGAACUUUCUAUGUGAAUACAGCAGUGAUGCCAUCUGAUUUCCAGCUGCAUAAACUGGAGACUAGGAGUAGCAAUCCAGACCCUAAUUUCUUAUUAAGAUGGGAAUAUUAGAGUUAUUUACUACUAGAGGUUUUGUAGGUUUCAUGAAAUGAAUUUGCCUUCUACAUUUAAGAUAAUGGAUGGAUAAUUUAUAUAACAGACUUAACAGGCCUGGAAGUUGGAGAGUAUAGAAAUAUGUGAAAUAAACAAAUAAAACCAAUUAAAUGCCCUUUUUUCUCCCAACAUAUUGUAGCGAUUGUUGUCUAUUACCUAUUCGGAACAUUCUGUUACUGGUAUCAAUCUAUUCUACCCUUUGCAGGUCAUAGAUCAGAUUUCUGGAGAAAAGAAAAUAUAGAUAUACCAGCUAAUUUCAAAUUGGCUUAAUUUCUAUUUUAUAUCAUUCUGCCCGAAUGGGAUAUUGCCCUGAUAGUUCUACUUUCAAAAACAAGCUGCCAUUGUGAAAAUCAGAUAUAUAUUAUAUCCUGUGGCUUAAGACAGAGAUUAGCUCUGAAUAGCUCUGGUGUGCCUAUUAGGAUGUGGAUGGAGAUCUUGAGACUGUUACUCCCAUUUUUAAAUCACAAUGCAGUAGAAAUAAUAAUAAUAAUAAUAAUAA